AUGGGCCGCGGCGCCGCGGUCGGGACCUCGCUCCCCCCCGGCGGGAGCGCGCGCGGCGCGGGCGCGACCACCACGUCGCGGUACGAGACGUUGGCGCCUCCGACGAUGACCGCGCGAUACGAGCGCGUGCAGGUCUGGGGCAUCGACUGCCCGGAGCGGCUCACGUGGCGCGGAGGGACGUGGGAGCCCGGCGGGGAGUACGUCCGCACGAUCGCGCUGAAGAACGUCAGCACGAAGACGCUCAAGCUCAAGUACCGCAUGCCGAAGACGAAGUACUUCGAGCUCGAGUUCCCUGAGGUCAUCACGCUCUCGCCCGGGAUGAGCGCGAGCGUGGACGUGACGUUUCGCCCGAUCAAGACGGAACAGUACGAGGACUUCGUGGAGUUCAAAGUCCGCGGAAUACACCCGGAGCCGCACGACACGUUUCGAGUCGCGAUCGCGGCGCUGCUGCCGGUGACGUCCGUCGCGCUCGCGCCCGCGGUCGACCUCGGCUACGGCGCGGUGCGCGAGCGCAUCGCGAAAGACUUCGCGUUCGUCAACGACGGCGACGAGCCGUUCGAGUACGAGUGGAAGAUCCCGUCGCCGUGCGCGUUCGCGCUGAGCCCGCUGACCGGGCGUCUGAAGCCGGGCGAGACGGGGAUGGCGCGCGCGGAGUUCACGCCCGAGGACGCGAGCGUCUCGGUGCUGCGCGCGGCUCUCGUCCUCAACGGCGGCGUCGCCGCGUCCGAGACGAAGAUCAGCGCGGUGGGGAAGUUCCCGUACGUGCGACUGUCCGAGCGCGUGGUUGACUUCGGCGACGUCGUCGUGGGCAAGACGACGGAGUUGUGCGUGUGGCUCGUGAACCAGAGCGUCGUCGGCGCGUCGUACGCGAUCGAGCGCGUCGCGGACGACGCGCUCCACGACCACGUGUUUCGCGUGGGUUCGAAAAACGGCAGGCUGUGGGACGGCGCGGAGGGGAGGAUCGACGCGAGCGGCAAGGAGAUGAUCAAGCUCGUGUACACGCCGAGCGUGCCCGGGAUGUUCAGCACGGAGACGUUCAAGUUCAUCACCCCGGGGGGGAACGUCGCGGUGCUGCUCUUGAAAGGGACGGCGAUCGGGCCGAAGGUUUCGCUGAGCCUACACAAGAUCAACUUCAACUCGGCGGAGAUCGGGAAGACGCCGACGCGCACGGUGCAGAUCGAGAACGACAGCGACGUGAGUUGCCACUGGCAGAUCAACUCGGAGACGCUGGGCGUCUUCUCGCUCGACGCCGACCGGGGCGUGAUCCCCCCGAAGUCCGCCGCGACGGUGACGGUGACGUUCACGCCAAUCGAGUGCGCCAACUAUCACAAACGCGUCGUCGUGACGCUCCGCGACGCGCCGCCGCUCGCGUUCGACGCGGUCGGCACGUCGUACGACUCCAAGCGGCGCCCGGCGCCCAUGUACCUCUCGCACGUCGAGGCGUACCGCGCGCGGUGCGCGCUGGGGCUGAUAUCCCCCGGGCAGCCGCCGAUUGCGGGCGACAGGGAGCCGUACGAGGAGGAGGUGGCGGCGCAAGAAGCCGCGGCCGCGCCGCCGUCGGACACCUUCGGCUCGCUGUUCGAGCCGGACGCGCACUGCGGCGUGUCCCUGGACGUGACCGACCUCGACUUCGGCGCGUGCAGCACGACGCGGCUGGUCGAGGCGAAGACGGUGGUCCUUAGGAACGAUACCCCGCAGAAGCUCGUCGUGUUUUGGGGCGGGCAAGAGCACUUCGCGACGGGCGACACCUCGGCGAAGACCCAAGACGCGAUGGCCGAGUCCGCGGCCAGGUGGCCGUACGCGGUCACCCCCGACGCCGCGGACGUCCGACCGGGCGAGACGCAGGAGUUUAAGGUCACGUUCCGUCCGUCGAUGGACAACCGGUACUACACGAGGCAGCUCGAGUGUUUCGCGUACGUGAAGACGAUGCGGUCGUUUCGGCAAGUCACCGCGGAUAAUUUCGUGCCGCCGUGGACGACGACGCUGCGGGCGAACGGGCACACGUUCCGCGACGCGCGCGCCAUGUUCGACGCGUUCAUGCCCAAGUGCCACUUCUCCUGCCGCGGUGGGCGGCUGUUUUCCCCCCCCACCGUGCGCGGCGAGCGCGCGUAUCUCACGGUGGCGCUGAUCAACGACGGCGACACCGCGGUGGGCUUUGAGUUUCCGACGAAACGCCCGGACGCGACGGAGGGGGAGAACGCGUCCGCGGCGGCUGCCGCGUCGCCGCUGCGAUGCUUCCCGAGCAAAGGUCACGUCAUGCCGCACUCGCACGCGCUCGUGACGUUCCGGUUCGACGCGCGCGACACGCGGCAGCACGUCGAGAGCAUCGCGUGCUCGCUCAACGGCAGCGAGAAGAACGUCCUCGUGUUGAACGCGCGCGCGCAAGGGUUCGUCCCGAGCCUCGUCGUCGGGGACGAGGACUCGUUCGUGUUCAAGCCCACGUGCGUCGGCGCGAUCACGACCAGGGACGUGAACGUCGUGAACAAAUCGCGGAUAGACAUCCUGUACGAGUGGGCGAUCCCGGAGAAGCUCGCGGGCGUGCUCGCGGUGUCGCCGGCGUCGGGGACGGUGAAGGGCGGCGAGACGCUGACGUCGACGUGGAACUUCUCCCCGAGAGAGGUCAAGCGGCUCGCGGCGAGGGUGCCGCUCGUCGUCCGCGUCCCGCAGACGCCGAGGCAAGCGCGCGAGGGCGUGCUUCCGGAUCAGGAGCGCGUGUACGUCAGCGUCGGCGGCGAAGGCCUCUCCGGCGCGCUCACGAUGCAGCCGCGGACGUUGACGUUCGGGACGUGCCUCGUCGACAAAAAGGAGGAGCGCACGAUCGAGCUCUACAAUCAGUCCGCGGGGAUGAUCCGGUACCGCCUCGAGUGCGUCUUCGCGGAGGGGUCGUCCGAGUUCGACGCGGACGUGAGCUUCGACGCGCCGAUCGGCCAGAUCAACGCGCGCGCGGUCGUCCCCGUCGUGGUGUCCUUCGUCGGGCGGCAGCGCGUGACGGACUGCGAGUUUCGCGUCGUGUGUCACACCGUCGCGGAUCCGAAAUCGAACGCGACGACGACGAGCUCGUUGACCGCGGCGUCGCGGUCGUCCACGCUGCCGUUCGCGGCCGCGGAGACGACCCCGCCGGAGACGGAGGCGGACCUCCCGUGGACCGCGGCGCGGGCGACGGCGGACUUCCCGACGCUCCGCGUCACGGACGCCGCGUGCGAGGGCGUCGCGAAGCCGCUGCUCUGGAAGCGGCUGUCGAUCAACGCGCUCAACGCGCAGCUGGCGACGCCGCCGACGCCGGCGGAGCACAAGAUGGCGAAAGACGGCGGCGUCGACGGCACGAUCGUCUCCUCGCGCGCGCUCGCGCCGCUCUCCGCGGUGGCCACCGGCAUGGGCGUGCACGUGGAGGGCGCGCCCGCGACGGUGACGCACCUCGAGGUUACCAACGUCGGGACGCUCCCCGCGGAUUGGCGCGUGCUGUUCCGCAACGAGCUCGAGGUGGAGGCGGAGAAUUGGGUCGAGCUCUCGGAGCCCGACACGGAGGUGGACGCGCACCAGAUGUGGCUCGUGGACAACGGCGUCGUGAAGGUGUACCCGCGGAGGGGCCACCUCGAGCCCGGGCAGAAGACCGCGGUGACGAUCACGUACGCGCACGACCACGUCGGCGCGCACUGGCUGACGGCGUUGCUGACGAUCGCCGACGGCCGCUCCGUGCGGUUGGAGCUCGGCGGUCGGACCGUCGCGCUGGACGCCAAGUGCCUCGACCUCGGCCCCGCGAACGCGCCGAUCGCGACGCACGUGCUCUCUCCCGUUCGCAUCGGCGAGAUGCGCCCGCCGACGCAGUCGAUCGAGCUGCGGAAUCCGUGCGCGGACGCAAUACGAUACGUCGUGGACGUCGCGCCGGCGGAGGCGCUGAAUCGCGACGCGUGGGGGUUCCCGGUGUUGCGAUGUCUGAACCCGAGCGGCGUCGUCCCCGCGUUCGGCGUCGCGUCCGUGGACUGGAUAUUUCAGCCCGCGGAGGAGAAGGUGUACGAGACGUCCGUGGAGAUCAAGAUACACGGCGGCGAGAACUCGGUGCUGACGAUUCGAGGCGCGGGGGUCUCGCCGCUCGGCGGCGACGGCGACGGCGACGGCGCCGCGAACGACGGCGCGGCUCUCGGCGACAUCGACCGCUCGCGAUGGAUCGGGUACCGCCCGACGCCGACGCUGCCGCCGGCGACGCCGUUCCAGCUGUCCACGCACGCGUGCGCAUUCGGCGAGAUCCCGUCGCUCGCGAUCGUGCGCCGCGUCGUCGCGCUGACGUCGUGUUCGGACUUUGACUACGACUUCAAGUGGAACCUCUGCGCGCUCGCGGGGAACGAGACGAUCGGCGCGCUCGCGAUCGAGCCCGCGGAGGGCGUCCUCAAUCGCGGCGAGAGCGUCAUGAUCAAGGUGAUCUUCACCGCGGGCACCGAUCCGCGCGUGUUCGACGGCGCCGUGCGAUGCGAGCUCACGCCGACGACGCCGUCCAGGGAGGAGCUCGAGUACGAAGCGCGUUUGGCGGAGGAGGCCAAGACGCGGCCGGUGGCGGUCGCCGAGCAGGGCGCGCCCGCGCCGUCGAUGCCGACGAAGCUCGAGAAGCAGGGCAAGAGCGAAGUGUGGGUCUCGUACGCGAGCAAGGAGCGGAUGUCCGUCCUGCACGCGAGCACGGAGAACAGCGCUAUAACCUUCCCGGAGCUCACCGCGCGGCACAGGCGCGAGCACGAGAAGACGCUGCCCAAGCCGCCGCCGCCGCCGGCGGACCACGUCGUCGCGCUCGGCGUGGAGGGGAUCGUGCAGACGGAGGUGGCGUUCAGGGAGGAGCACGGCGCGGAGGCGUUCGAUCGGCAUUUCAUCCCGACGUACCGACCGGACCCGAGGGUGGAGACGCUCCCCGCGGACCUCACCGCGGAGGACGCCGCGCUCAUGAUCGCGGAGUUGCUGCGCGAGACGGCGCGCGAUCCAGAGAUUCAGCGAGAGUUUGACGAUCUCGAGGAGGAGGAGAUACCGUUCUACCUCUCGCUCGUGGGCGGCGGCGCGCCCGCGCGCGCGCUCAGAGCGCGCGAGUCGAUCGCGUCGCCGCCGAAGACGCCGGACCUCGCGUCCUCGAGUCGCGCGUCCUCGCGUCCAGCGUCCGCGGCGUCCGCGGCGAGUCCGACGAAGCGCGACUCGAGGCCGGCGACGGCGUCGCGGCCGCCGUCGCGCGCGUCGGUCGCGUCGUCGAUCAAGUCGCUGCAGAAGAAGCUCAGCUCGAGGGCGGCGUCGAUGACGGCGACGCCGCACGGGUCGAAGGCGGCGUCCAUGGCUGCGAGCGUCGCGGGGUCGAUCGCGGACGCGCUCGAGAGGGGCGCCGCCGCGGAGGCUUCGCCUCGCGCGCCGACGCCGACGCCGACGCCGACGCCGUUCGACGCGGAGGCGGCUAAGGCUGAGGCGAACCCGGAGUUCCGCACGCUCGCGGAGUGGGCGCUGGAGGAGACGCUGUAUAACGUGGUGCGGGAGUUGCACGCGGACGCGGAGGACGCGCGACGGGGGUACGAAGACGACGACGAGGCGUAUUAGACUCGCGCGCGGUUGUCGGUCGUUCGUUCGUUUUUAAACGUCGGUCGUUUUUAAACUCGUCGUCAACGCGUGUUCUU
Messenger RNA from Micromonas pusilla CCMP1545, 5636 nucleotides. RefSeq lists its product as uncharacterized. The record is from RefSeq and is a predicted model, not a curated record. The coding region runs from base 1 to 5559 and encodes 1852 amino acids. NCBI's taxonomy places the organism in Eukaryota, Viridiplantae, Chlorophyta, Mamiellophyceae, Mamiellales, Mamiellaceae. The transcript has 2 exons.